AUGAAAGGCAGUAGUAGGAAUAAGGAUCAUUCGACAGAAGGAGAAGGAACUGGGAAGCGACCAAAAAGAAAGUGUCUUCAGUGGCAUCCCCUGCUCGCCAAGAAACUCCUUGACUUCUCUGAAGAGGAGGAAGAAGAAGACGAAGAGGAAGAUAUUGAUAAGGUGCCACUCCUUGGUGGUGACGGUUUAGAGCAGGAUGCUGAUGAAACUGAAGAUGACGAGUCCUCGGAGCAGCGAGCUCGCCGACCUAUGAAUGCGUUUCUCUUGUUCUGCAAACGCCAUCGCUCUCUGGUGCGAAAAGAACACCCUCGCCUUGAUAACCGUGGCGCAACCAAGAUCUUGGCAGAUUGGUGGGCUGUUCUAGAUCCAAAAGAAAAGCAGAAGUACACUGACAUGGCCAAGGAGUACAAGGAUGCAUUUAUGAAAGCAAAUCCAGGCUACAAGUGGUGCCCCACAACAAACAAACCGGUGAAAACUCCAACAUCCACAGUUACAAACAGGAAAAAGAUAUGGGCCUUUGCAUCCGAUUCAGCAAAAGAUUUACCAAGCCCAAGGAAAGUAACAAAAAGCGAAGAAAUGCCACAACUUAACUUUGGGAUGGCAGAUCCUACACAGAUGGGAGGCCUGAGUAUGCUGCUUCUAGCAGGGGAACACGCCCUGACUGCACAAGAGGUUUCCUCGAAUACUUGCCUAUCUGAUGCAACUAAUUCCACAGAAGCCUGUCAGAAGUCAUCAUUGUUCCAGUUAGCAGAGAUCUCUUCAAACACAUCACAGCCUGGAGUCCUGGGAGCUGUAAAACAAACUGAGGAGUCUGCAUUGUUUCAGUUUGCUGAGAUCUCAUCAAAUACUUCCCAGUUGUCAAGUCCUGAGCCAGUAAAGCACUGUGGGAAGUCAGCACUCUUCCAGUUGGCAGAGAUGUGCCUUGCUUCAGAAGGAGUAAAAGUGAAAGAACCUGGGAAAACAAAAGUGGAAGCACCAGAAGAUGUGGAUAGAGAAGUUCCAGAGGAAAUGGAAAUAGAAGAACUGGAGAAAAUUAUAAAAGACUCCUGUAAAGGAAAAGUAGAACAAUCAGAGAUAGAGAAAAUGCAAAACUGGGAUGAGACAAAAGCUGAGGAAUCAGAAACUGCAAAAUGCAGAGAUUUUACUAGUCUUGCAAUGGAGAGCAGUCCUUUUGAGAGGAACAGUAGCACAAAGGAUCAGCUGUGUUGUUCUCCAGAGCUUUUAAUGGCUGACAUGAAUAUCCUCGGACUAAAGCCAGAAAAGAUAAAGAAGAAAAAGAAAAAAAAUAAGUUGGAUCGGCACACAAAUGAGAAAUCCACCCCCAAGAAACCUUGUAAAAAGAGGCAGUCCUCCGAGUCGGACAUUGAAAGUGUGAUGUACACGAUCGAAGCCGUGGCAAAGGGGGACUGGGGAGCUGAGAGACUGGCGGAAACUCCCCGCAAAAAGCCCCGCCCUGCCUCAAGUGUGAAGGGAAGUGUGUUGGAUACAAAAUCACCAAAGAAAAAAGUGAAAUCGAAAGAGAAGAAAACAUCAAAGGAGAAACCCCCGGAGACCACCAAAGAAUCGAAGCCUCCUGAUUUCCUCAGUAUUGCAGCCAGCAAGGAGGUACCCUGUGAGGCUUCUGAUAACAUUAAAGUGGAACCACUGACCCCAACAGAGGAGGUGGUACCCCAAAGCUUACCAGAACAGGUCAAAACUGAGGACAAUGACUGUGUUAAAAAGAUAGAAACCUGUGGCUCCAGGAAAUCGGAGAGAUCUUGCAAAGGUGCUCUUUAUAAAACUCUGGUGUCGGAGGGCAUGCUCACAUCUCUGCGUGCUAACGUGGACAGAGGAAAAAGAAGCUCAGGAAAAGGCAACUCCUCAGAUCAUGAAGGAUGCUGGAACGAAGAAAACUGGGCUUUUUCCCAAAGUGGGACAAGUGGGAACAAAAAACUGAAAAAGUCUAAGCCAAAGGAAGAAUUUAUUUUUGGCUUAGCAAAGUUGGAAGAAGAAUUUGAAAAGAAAUUCAACAGCCUUCCUCAAUACAGUCCUAUUACCUUUGACAGGAAAAAUUCAUCUGUUCCGAGAAAAAAGAGAAAGCUUGGAAGCAGCUCUUCAGAACAACCAAAAUCCAACAAAGGUUCAUUCCAGUCUCAGAAAAAGAACUUAUUCUACAAAAUUGUCAGCAAAUGUAAGCACAGAAAGAGGAAGCUUAAUGUUCCGGACACAGCCAUACUCUCAGAAGACAGAAAUUCCAGUGAGUCUGCCUGGAAGAAUAAAAUUUCUAUAUCUGCCCUGAACACUCCAGAGCCAGCAAUGAUGCAUGAGCCUUUAGUUGGCAGCCAGAAAAGGAAAGCAAGGAAAACUAAGAUCACACAUCUUGUCCGAACAGCAGAUGGUCGAGUGUCACCAGCAGGAGGGACGACGGAGGAGAAGCCAAAAGAGCUGCCACAAAGUACUCCUCAAAAAACAUCAAGUGCAGAAACAGAUUGCAACAGUGAAUGCUCCAGAAAUGCAGAGGCAGAAGAAAAUCAUAGUAUUACAUCAGAUAUGCCAGCGGUGUCUGCAUUUUUUAGCUUAGCUGCUCUGGCAGAAGUAGCAGCCAUGGAAAAUGUACACAGAAGUCAGAGGGCCACACCUCUCCCACAUGACGGACAGCCAAAUGAAAUGUCUCAGGCUCCAGUGCUUAUUUCCUGCGCUGACCAGUGAAGCUCCACUUUAUUGUAAAACAUUGUGCUUUACCUAAUAUCCUAGCCUUGUCUUUACCAAGGGAAGCUAGUCAGUCCAUAUGAUGGAAACUAUAGACUGCAAGCAAGUGCUUAUUGCUCUGAGUGGCCCAGAAUUCACUGGAAGCCAGAUGUUAGCAACUUGGGCCAGGUCCUCAAAUCGGAACCCAGAUAUGUAGGAGGGUGAUAUUAAUUGUCUAUUAAUGAAGAGAAACGGAGUGAUCCCAGAGCUUGCUUUCUAUUGAAGGCUUUUAAACAGUAAAUAGGUGGUUGGUGUGAAAAAGGCUGCCUUUACUGUUAGCUCACACAGCGUCUCUUUUAUCAACCAGAGAGUACGGCAACUAGUUUCGUAUAAUACCUAGUUAUUCUAAAUGAAAAUUAAAAAAGAAAAAAAA
Messenger RNA from Antrostomus carolinensis (chuck-will's-widow), 3100 nucleotides. RefSeq names its product BBX high mobility group box domain containing (gene BBX). The record is from RefSeq and is a predicted model, not a curated record. Gene Ontology annotation, molecular function: DNA-binding transcription factor activity, RNA polymerase II-specific; RNA polymerase II transcription regulatory region sequence-specific DNA binding. The coding region runs from base 1 to 2688 and encodes 895 amino acids. NCBI's taxonomy places the organism in Eukaryota, Metazoa, Chordata, Aves, Caprimulgiformes, Caprimulgidae. The transcript is spliced from 14 exons. Gene Ontology annotation, biological process: regulation of transcription by RNA polymerase II. Gene Ontology annotation, cellular component: nucleus.